This is a messenger RNA of Drosophila takahashii, 2628 nucleotides long. RefSeq names its product Yippee-like (gene Ypel). The record is from RefSeq and is a predicted model, not a curated record. Lineage: Eukaryota; Metazoa; Arthropoda; Insecta; Diptera; Drosophilidae.
AAUCAGAUUGAGAACGAGAAUCAGAGGCCAGUGACUGUAAUUGCAGCAAUAAUCGUUCAAUGACAGCAGCCGCGGCAAGUUUUCCCGCUGCUGUCGCUGCCGCUGCCGCUGGUCACGCCCCCUUCGCCGACGCCCCCUUUGCGGUGAAGAAAGCCAAGGUGCACAGUUAACAACGCCUCAGAUCGACGGAGACGGGAAGAUAUCGUUGUGGUCCUGGUCAAGAAAGAGGACCACUUGAAGGACAGACAACCGCAGGACCCAAAGGACCUAGUCUAUAACUUUCGUAGAAAUAUAUAGAGGCCCGGAACUCAAUAACGUGUCACGAUGGUGAAGACGUUUCAGGCCUACCUACCGUCCACGAAUCGGACCUACUCAUGUGUUCACUGCCGCGCCCACCUCGCCUCCCACGACGAGCUCAUCUCGAAGUCGUUCCAGGGCAGCCAGGGGCCGGCCUAUCUGUUCAACUCGGUGGUGAACGUGGCCUGCGGCCAGACGGAGGAGCGGGUGCUCCUCACCGGCCUCCAUGCGGUGGCGGACAUCUACUGCGAGUGCUGCAAGACGCCGCUGGGCUGGAAGUACGAGCACGCCUACGAGUCCAGCCAGAAGUACAAGGAGGGCAAGUUCAUCAUCGAGCUGGCCCACAUGAUCAAGGAGAACGGCUGGGACUGAAGGGCUGUGUGGGCGAAUAGAAUCCGGAGCACAGCCGUUACGGGAUCAGGAAAAACAGGAACAGCAGCAUCAGCAGCAGCAGCGACGAUGAUGAUGGCAGCGGGAAAAGCAGCGAGUUCUCUCACCACACAAAUCAAAAUACACACGCGGCAAAUGGCAGACAUAGAGUGUUUACAAAAUGGCUAAAGUCUGGAGAAUGGAAACAAAAUGUGAAGCAAAAACAUAGAGGAGCGGAAUCGAGUUUUAGGGUACCACACAAUAUAUAUAUAUGCUAUUAUAUAGUGCAUAACUCGUCGUAUCUUAUAGAACAAAUCAAACAAACCAAGAAACCAAUCAAUCAGAUACACACAGGAUACAACACCACACAUACGAUCGAUCGACACGUCAUCCAUUAUAUAGAAAGCUUGAUUGGGCUUGGGAAGGAUCUCUGCGCUGGCCGCCAUCUAGGAUUUCCACACUUUCAGUUCCAUUACCAUUUUACCAUAUAUACCACUUUGUUUUCCUUUUACCACUUUGCGUUGCAAGUUGAUUCAAUUAUGCGUACUUUCUGUGCAGAGUUUGCCCUAAUUCGAUGAUUUCAAAUGUAUAAAACUGGCUAAAAAGCCGCACGCAAAACAAAACUUGCACUGCCAAUAAACAAGAGAAAUGUUUAGCAACCAAUAAUAAUACGGAAACGAAAAAACAGCAGCAGGAACCAUUUGAAACACAUGCGAAAUCAAAAAUCAGGAAAACCAAUUGAUAGCACUCACCGACAUACGCAAGAACACACAAACAAACAGACACACACACACUUUCAACGUAGUAGUUAUAUUUAAUAAAAUAAUUACAAUUAAUUAUUUAAUGCAAUUCAGCUUGAAACAAACAAAAACACACAGACACACACGAAAAAAGCGAGAUAAACUUAAAUAACAUUUUUGUCGAAUGUGUAAAGCGAAAAGAACAAGAAGAAAACAGAGUCGGCAUGGUGCGCAUACCCGCCGCUAGGUGGCGUUCAGGUGAUGUACCGAUGCACUGGGGGAAAAGAGGGGGUGGGAAGAGAAAGAAAUUAUAUAAAAUACAAGCAUAUGAAAUGCCUAACUUUAGAAAGAAUAUGAAUAUAUAUAUAUAUGUAAAUGUAUAUUUAUGUAUGUGAGAGAAAUGCGUAUUUAUGUCGCAAAAUAUCGUACAUUAAUCAAAUCGAACGGAGAGCUGAAGAAAAGCUAGGAAAUGCAUAUAUUAAACGGUGGAAAAAGAAAAGAGAGCGGGCAUAUUUUUAAAGCAAAACGGAUUAUGAAAUAUGUAUAUGCAAAAAAAUAACUGCCAAGAACUAUUCAAGUUAAAUGAUGUUCUCUAAGUAGUUAUAUAAAUGUAUCUGAGGAAUAUAUUUUGUGGUAGCAUUAAAGUAAACUAAAAAUAAAAGGAUAAAGAGAAAUGAUAAAGGAUAAAGAAUACAACAGAGUUCAAUAAACAAAAACACAAACAAAGAAAUCAAAUCCCUUUUGAAAAACGAGUAACAUUGAAAUUGCUGAAUACUUAUUUCGUCUUUAGUUUCAUCCUCUUAAGCAAUUGGCCGUACUUAAACUCGAUCUACAUAUAUAUAUAUAUAUACACACACAUAUAUCGUAUCUUUCCAACUUAAAACCUAGUUUUGUCGAAGCUUUGAGCUUUGUUCGACCAUUUAGGCAUUGACUACUGUACUCCAUGCAUGUGAUGCACCAUGAACGAAACACAAAUUUUGAAAAGCGGGAAAUUCAAACGAAAAGAAGAAAUCAACUGAUGUUAGUAUUUACAUACAUACAUGCCACUCUAUACAUACUUGCAUACAUACAUACUAAAACGAGACCACCUUUACAUUACAAAAAUGAAAAACAAACAUUAAAACACAUCAAAGUACAGUCAGCGACAUGACGCCGCAUGCAGAAGAUUAAGAUGUAUUAAAAUCUCAAUUCAAGAUUGCAAUAAAGCGCAUUUUUAGCUCAA